AAGCCCAAGAAGUAAAGGGAUACGAUCACGUCAUCGUCGAACAGAACAUCUCAUUGAAAAAUCUCAGUUGGCGACACAAUAGCCAAAAAAACAAGAAAGGCUUUGAUGCUGACGACAUGACUUCGGUUUUCGAGACCAUCGAGUUUGCUAGGGAAGUUGCAAAAUCG
Messenger RNA from Acaulospora colombiana, 167 nucleotides. The record is from the annotation of a GenBank genome assembly. NCBI's taxonomy places the organism in Eukaryota, Fungi, Glomeromycota, Glomeromycetes, Diversisporales, Acaulosporaceae.